UUUCAGUCUGAAAACCUUGAAUGAUGUAUGUGUAUUGUGCUGUCUUGUAUUUUCUGAGAUUUGGCUGGCAUGAUUGAAGCAUUCUAGUUAAUUAGAACUAGACUGUUUUUUAGAGUACAAAAGAGCGGUGGAAUGGUAGCUGUUUCUUAGACUGUAGCUGUACAUAAGCCACCAAAUAUAAAUUAUGCACAAGUCCAUUCCACACUGCUGUGGGUCUUAAAUAUUAGAUAAGCUUUUUAUUACUUUUACGUCACUGGUAGCCUUUUAGAGUUGUCUUCAUGUAUUCCACGUAACAGUCUGUGAUUAAUUUUUUGCUGGUGGUUGUUCUAAGCUGGUGGUUCUGGUGACUUGUCACCUCCAUGUGGUGGAAGUGGUGCUGAGAUGUCUUGCCUUCUUUCAAACAAUUCUUGAGUCAAGAAAACAAUUAAUGAGAAAUCUGUAUGAAGAGAACACAUCUCUUCUGCUUUUGGUGUGUGUUAUCUAUUACCACAUCACUUCUGAAGAUGCUUUGGAAUUAAAGCUAAUGCUUGAUUUCUAGUAACCUUAUUUUGAAAGCUGACUAUUUUAAAGGAUUUGCAAUAUAAUAGGCAUCUGUCUUAAGUACUGAGAUCAAACUAAGAUAGAAAUAUGAUGGCUGCACCAUCAACGUACAACUAAGAUGCCUCAGGUCGAUUUUAUUGGAUAAAGGAGGAGGAUGGCGGGCAAUAAUCAGCUUUGCAUUCGACGUUGGACUACCAAGAACGUGGCCAGGUGGCUGAAGGAAGAAGGCUUCUGUGAAUACGUGGAUGUUUUGUGCAAUAGACACAGGCUAGAUGGAAUUACGCUGCUGACACUUACCGAGUAUGAUUUACGAUCCCCUCCUUUGGAAAUCAAAGUCCUGGGGGAUAUCAAAAGGCUAAUGCUGUCCAUACGCAAGCUACAGAAGCAACAUAUUGAUGUCCUGGAGGAGCUGGGUUACAACAGCGACAGUCAUGUUGGCACAGCGGGCCCGAGUGUUGCCUUACUGCAGGGGACGGACUGGUUUUGUAACGGUGAAGUACCACGGGACUGUGACGGACCAAUUACUGACUUGAACGGUGAUCAGUAUCAAUAUGCGAAUGGCAAAAACAAACACUCUACCCGAAGGCUGGACCCAGAGUAUUGGAAGACAGUUUUAAGUUGUGUGUAUGUCUUCAUAGUGUUUGGCUUUACAUCGUUCGUUAUGGUUAUAGUGCAUGAGCGAGUACCCGACAUGCAAACAUAUCCACCUCUGCCAGACAUAUUUCUAGACAGCGUCCCUAGGAUACCGUGGGCUUUUGCUAUGACUGAAGUAUGUGGUGUAAUUCUGUGCUACAUUUGGCUGUUGGUUCUUCUGCUUCACAAACACAGAUCUAUACUUCUGCGAAGGCUGUGCAGCCUCAUGGGGACAGUAUUCUUAUUACGUUGUGUUACAAUGUUUGUUACCUCACUCUCUGUGCCGGGCCAGCACUUGCAGUGUACUGGAAAGUUGUACGGCAAUGUUUGGGCAAAACUCCAGCGGGCAUUUGCAAUAUGGAGUGGCUUUGGAAUGACUCUGACGGGAGUACACACGUGUGGAGAUUACAUGUUCAGUGGCCACACUGUCGUCCUGACCAUGCUCAACUUCUUUGUCACGGAAUAUACACCAAGGAGCUGGAACUUCUUGCAUACCUUAUCCUGGGUCCUGAAUCUCUUCGGAAUUUUCUUCAUUUUGGCUGCACAUGAACAUUAUUCUAUAGAUGUCUUCAUUGCCUUUUACAUCACUACAAGACUCUUUUUGUAUUACCAUACGCUGGCUAAUACUAGAGCAUAUCAACAGAGUAGGAGAGCAAGGAUCUGGUUUCCAAUGUUUUCUUUUUUUGAAUGCAAUGUUAAUGGUACCGUUCCCAAUGAGUAUUGCUGGCCCUUCUCCAAACCUACUAUACUGAAAAGAUUAAUUGGCUGAAGAGCGCGUGGUUUUCUGAAGCAUUGUGACUAAGAUCCUACAAGGCUAGCUGCGGGGGGCUGGGGCAGCGGAUAUUAAGUAAGAUUUUUCACUCUGUGAUUGCCGCCUCCUUGUCUUGUUCUGUAGAUCCUUAGCCGUAAAAUGAGGUUCCCACACCACAGGGCUGUCUUUUGCGUUCUUGUUGCUAAGUACAAAACAACGCAGGGACCGGUUAAGGCUAUCAGCGAACCACGAAUAUGAACCAGAAUCCCGCUACCCUUAAGUAAGGUGCUGUGUGAAUGUUUAACUUUAACCUCAAAUAUGUGUUUGUACUGAAUAUAAUGUGCCCUUUACAGCUCCAAAUAACCUUCGUUACCUGACAUGUCAGCCUUUACAUAUACUGACUAAAAAAUUAGAACUUUAUGAAGAUUUUCUUUUAAAACAGUCAUAAAUGUAAUUUUUGAAACAAUCUCUGUGUGUGCUUAAAGAUUGAGGAGUAGUGUGUCAUAAUGAGGAAAGCAGUCUAGCUCCUUGCUGAAAGGGUCUCUUAACUGUUAAAUAACAAGUCUUAAAGUAUAAUUGACAAUAUAAAUAUAAAUGGUCUGCGUACAGGUUGCCAAAAAUGAAAGUCUGCCUUGUGGCUAUGCAGUGAUGAUGUUUUUCUAAUGAGAGCUUAUUUAGUCUAGUCCAUAAGUUGUCUAUAUGGUUGUUCUAGCACUUGAAAGUUUUCCCUUUUGUGUUUAAAUAAAUGAGUUAAAUGCUGCAUUCACAGAAAGUGAAGUUAAUUUAGCUUUAGUGAGUUUAAAGCCACAAAAUAACUUUUGUGUGGUUUUAAUUGCUUUAUACCCAAACCUGUGCAUGCUUUUUAGGAGCAGCUCUUUUAACAUUUGAAAAACAGAACAGUUAUCUUCAUAUAUCUUACUGUCCCAUAAAUGGAUGGGGAAAAUGCAUGUAGUAACUCUUUCAGGAAAAGUAAUAAUAGUGAGUAUUGGAAAUAGUGCUCAUAUUGAUGUAUGUUUUAGCACUCUGGUGUCAACAAUAUGGUGAGUAUCUCUGGAUCUAUAUACACAGUAUAUUUGUUUAUAUAUAUAUCUCGAUACACACAGUAUAUGUUCUUCUAACAAGUAUGAAAAGAGGCUAGGGCUUGAUUUGAGUUGCUCAUUUACUAUGCUGAAAGAUAAAAGUACCAUAAGCAGUUGAGGUUUGGAUGUUUUAAAAUAAAUAAAUAAACCCUAAAAACAAGACCACCACAAAACAUGCCCCAAACCAACGCUCGAGUCCCUGGUGUGAGCAGGGGUCACACGGUUGGUGAUCUCUUCUGUGGUGCUGUGUAAGGGGACAAUGCUAACAUUGGCUGUAGAGACUUGAAAUUAGAUUUAUGCUAAAUGCAAACUGAUAGGUAAAAGAUGCAAAGCAGAAAAACUGUGUUGAGUUUUUAAUUUGGUUAUUGCAAUUUCAGAAUAGGUGGUAUGUGCAAAAGGUAGUGUAAGUCAGCCUUGGAAGGUUACAUGGAGCGUUUCCAGCUUGGUACGAGCUGACUUAAUGGCCACAAUGUACUUGUUUGCAUGGAAAGGAAUCCCCGUGGAAUUUUGCGAGACAGUUUUGUAUUUGGAGGCUUGUAAUCUACUGUGGGCUCCCCCUUGCUGUAUUGUGUUCCUUUUGUGUACCUGGAUUGUACUGUCUUGACUGUCUUCUGCUCUUCGUAGUAUAUUACUUUUGUAACUUAAUUUAGCUCUGGUUCCACAGAGGAAUUGUGAUACCUUAGAGUAUUCCUGCCAACUGUACUGAGCACACACACGUUGUACUAUUCUGCAGGCUUUUAGAUUUGUAACAUUCACAUUUUUUAGCAAAAUUUCAGGUAUAAUACUAUAUUGUUCAAUCUGGCAUAGCCUGAUGGCUCUUUCCAUCCAAAUUGGAGGAGUAUGCUAUACUUAAGAAAAAAAAGGAGAAAAUAUUCUGAAAGGUUUAAAGGCUUUUCAUUUGCUGUUCUUACCUUUCUGAUUUCAGAAAGGAAGUUGAACAUUCCUCUUGAGACCUUACAAUCAAAGAGCUCUCUUGGUUAGUUUAUAUUUGCCUUUGCAAUACACACAGAGUUAUGAAUGCUAUUUUUUAAACCCUAGGAAACAUCUGUUCUCAGGACGUGCAGGAUUGGACUCUGAGUUAUAACAUGUCUAAACUGGAAAAUUAUUUUGCAACUUAGACGUGCAGGAGAAUUUUCAAGCACAGACCAGUGUAACAAUGUUUACAUAAAGUAAUCAUUUCAAUACUAUUUUUUUUAAAAAAUGAAGUUCAUAUAUGUUGAAACAUAAGGCUUCUCUUUGUUCUAAUUUAAUUUUUCAAAUUCUGUUAAGUAAAUCCAUGUUUUAAAUCAGCAUUGCCUAUCUGUUUUUUAAAGGAAGCUUGUUCUUUUGUGCUAAAUAUUUGAGUCCAGGAUAAGUAAUAUACAGUGGUUGGUUUCGUGAGCAUUGAAGUGGGUUAAAACAUUGUCAGGACAAUUGUUGUCUUCUAUUUUGGAAGUUAUUUUGUUUGUCUAUAAGCAUGCAAGAAGGCGGCUUGAAAUUGAUAGAAGACAGAAAAAGAUCUGAUUUUCCAUGCAAAAGAGCACCGUCAGUUGGUAAAGCUGGUAACAUAAGCUUUGCUGUUAAUUAGAUGGAAACAAGUUGCAACGCUUAAAGUUCCGUACUUCCUUUUUUUUAAAGAGUGUUUUAAAAGCAAUUUGCUGCUUCUCUGCUGCUGACAAGCACUUUUUAAGUAAAGGCAGCAGAGCAUCGCUGGGCCUUGGAUUUAAUGCUAAAUGCGUUCAGGGUCGUCCUUCCCUCUUACGUCCUGCAGCAGCCUUUGCUGCCCUUUAAGUUGCUGCACCUAUGUUGUGCAAAGUCAUCUGCGCUCUGUGGGAGCGCACGCAUGAUCUGAAUUCGGAGUAGUGAAUGGAUUACUGUGUUUGCCAGCAAGUGCAUGUGUCUAACGACGUUACUGCUACAGAGUGCACGAACUAAUCAAGUAGAAAGGUCUAACUCGGUAACUGGAUAUACAAAAGAAGGGGAGGGUGUUGGGUUUUUGGUAGCUUAGCAAAUCUAGUGAUAUUUGAGACUUUACAAUAGUCUUGAGCUCUUCCUUAUUAAUAUCAGUUUGGGGAUAUGUAUGCACCUACCUGAAGGUGACAGGCACACAGGCAUUCCCCUCUCCUAUUAUUUUUUUUCAUUGUACCUUAUGACACAGCUUCUUAUAAUAGCUUUCCUAAACCUUUUGCCUUUAGUUUUUCCUUUCUGGAAGAUCCCUUAAACUAGCAGUUUUAUGACGUUACACCUGCAUGCAAAAAUCAGGCUUUCAUAGAUGUGGGGUCUUAGCAAAUUCUUAUUACACUGAUAGAAGCUUCUGGGAGGAUCUUUAGGCGUGGUUCCUCCAGCUGUUCUUGAACAACGAUACGGAACGAUUCCACAGGUUAUCUUUGUGUCCUCUGGCAAGCAAGAUAACACACACGUGUUGGUACAGAAAUGUAGAUAGGCGUGAGGUAUUUACAUGUCCAACACCAGUAAGAAUUGGAUCCUGUAAAUAUGCUGCUUGGGAUGAGGCAAAUUAUAUGCUUAACUUUAAGCAAAUCACUAAAUCCUCUGACUUCAGUGAGGGUGUUACCAUUUUAGUUUAAGCGUGUUCUUGGACAAGGCCAGCACGUGCUAUGCAUGCUGUACUGCUGCAGUAAUGGGAGUGGGUGAUGUCCCUGUCUCUUUGUUUUCCCUGAUUUCUUCCCCCCAUCUACUACAAAAGAAAACAUUCCAGUAAAAUGUAAAAAAAAAAAAUUUACUACUUAACUGGGUUCUGAGAGAAUAAAUCUGUUUGGGGGUUUGGGUUUUUGGUUUGUUUU
Messenger RNA from Phalacrocorax carbo (great cormorant), 5783 nucleotides. The record is from RefSeq and is a predicted model, not a curated record. Lineage: Eukaryota; Metazoa; Chordata; Aves; Suliformes; Phalacrocoracidae.